Molecule: messenger RNA, 1942 nt
Organism: Pundamilia nyererei
Lineage: Eukaryota; Metazoa; Chordata; Actinopteri; Cichliformes; Cichlidae
Gene: tti2
Product: TELO2 interacting protein 2
Exons: 10
Coding region: 107-1690 (527 amino acids)
Cellular component (GO): cytosol; nucleus; TTT Hsp90 cochaperone complex
Source: RefSeq, a predicted model, not a curated record
ACCAGAGAAGCAUCCACCUGCAAUAAAACAGCAGAAGAAGAAAUGCAACCACGGAGGAGCCAGAAAGACUCCAACAAGGAGCUCAAAGACGUGCUUCAGGACGAGGAUGGAGCUCUCCGCUUUACUUCAUGACCUUCAUCUCUCCUCCUCCUCCUCCUCCUCAGAGGAGCAGUCCCCUUCCUCUCCUCCUCCAAUCACAGAGCUUCUUUCUCAGCUGAGGGUGAAGCUGAUUGGUUCCUGUCCUAAAUCCCACUCUCUGAUUGCUGAAAUAAAGCAGCUUUUCCAGUACGCUGGAUCUGACUGGCUGUUCUCUCCAGCCAGCCAGGACAGUAGGUGGGCGGAGCUUGAAGCAGCAUAUGUCUCUCUGAUCAGUGCUCUGAUUGGCUGUGCUGCUCUGCCGCUCUGUGAGGAUGACUGCAGCCCUCUGAGCGCUGCGGCCUAUCAGAGCAUCCCCACACAGGCAGCGGCGGUGUGUGCCGCUCUCACGGCUCUGCUAACAACUCUGGGUGACAGGCGGAAAGGGGGCGAGGCCAGAGAACGGACAACCAGUCUGCUACUUGCUGUUGCUCCACCCACCUGCGUGUUUGCUGUCACACAUUUCCAGGAUCAGGUGUGGACUAGCUCCGCCUCCAGAGCAGCAGCACAGGGCCUGCUGGAGACGCUGCUGAGUGCAGGAGGGUGGAGAGACUCCGCCCACCUGCUGACUGGGGACACGGAGGGGAGCAGAGGGAUUCUGGGAGGAGUCCUGGACAUCCUGCAGCCACAGCUCACCAAGGACUCGUGGCAGCGCUGUGAAGCCGUGAAGCUGGUGUUUGCCUGGAGUCUUCUGCAGGUGACCCGCCCAGGACUCUCACCUCACCUGUCCCGCCUCCUUCCCCCCUCCCUCCUCUUCAGUGACCACCACAGACUGGAGAACUGCAUGCUGGGAGUUCGCUGUCUGCACCAUAUCGUGCUCAACACGCCGCCUGCAGAGCUGCAUCAGUUCAACAGAGCCGAGGUUCUUUAUGAGGCGUUAUUCAAACACCUGUACAGGACUGAGGCCGCCGUCAUCCAGCUGGUCCUGUCCUGCCUCUUGGACCUGCUGGUGGUUCUGGAGAAGCCCCCCUCCUCUUCCACCUCCUCCCGCAGGAAGCCGUGUCGCCAUGACGACGUGCUGCGUCUCAUGCUGACCCACAUGGAGGCGGAGAACAAGGUGGUGCUACGGCGCGUCUAUGCUGCUGCUCUGCCGGCGUACAUCGACAGGGUGGGCGUGGCUGUGUGCAGACACCUGUGGCGGCUAGAGCGGGUGGUGCUCGGGUACCUGGAGGUCAGGGACCCACCUGAGGAGGCGAACCGGCUAAGGAUGCUGGAGGCGCUGCAGAAGACGACCAGAGCGGCGUGGCCACGGAUGGCGUGUCGUGUCGACGUGUUGCUGCGUUGCUUGCUGCGGCUGAUGGUUGACGUCUCCUCGGACUUGGAGCUCUGUGAUUCGCUCAGACGGCAGCUGAUGGAUGAAAGCGCCGCCUGCCUCCGGCUGUUGGACGCCGCCUCACACGGACACGUGCAGCGCCUCCUCCAGGAGGUUGACAGCAGCUGCUGCAGCCUGGAGGUGCUUGGUUGCCUAGCUACAGCAGCCACUGCGACUGACAGUGAAGCUGCGAGCCUGGAGGCGGAGCUUUCAGAGCCACGGCGAGCAGCUGCGGCCUCCUGACACUCAGCAGAUGUUUAAAGACAAACGGCAGCACGUUGGCGAAGCUUACGGCACGUCACAGGAAGUAAUCUGGAUACAGGAAGUUUGAAGAGCCGUGUGCUGACAGGUUUGACGGCGCAGAACUGAACGCUGAGAACUCUCACGUGUGUGCAACUGUGACGCGGCGCUCUGUAGCUUCAGGUUAUUGUUUCAUAACCAUGUGAUUAAUAAACGUCAUCGUGGGGCGUGAACGGCUCUGCGGAGAAAACCAAA